This is a messenger RNA of Cucurbita maxima (winter squash), 6141 nucleotides long. RefSeq lists its product as uncharacterized. Gene Ontology annotation, cellular component: nucleus. The record is from RefSeq and is a predicted model, not a curated record. Lineage: Eukaryota; Viridiplantae; Streptophyta; Magnoliopsida; Cucurbitales; Cucurbitaceae. Gene Ontology annotation, biological process: regulation of DNA-templated transcription. The transcript is spliced from 12 exons. Gene Ontology annotation, molecular function: transcription coregulator activity. The coding region runs from base 481 to 4122 and encodes 1213 amino acids.
GAAUUAAAAUAAAAUAGCAAACGCAGGCUUGUCAGUUUUCCGAUUGUUUCAGAGAACAAGGAAAAAGAAAACCUACAAGAAAUCGAUGCUGUGAUUCGCAUGCCAUGGCUAUGGAGAUUUUGGCAUUGCACUGGAAGAACGGCAUGAGAACGAGCAGCAUAAGCUCGAGUUUUAAGACCUAAUUCAAUCAGCGGCGGAGCAACGGCGGUGUAAACAUAUGUUGUCGGCGUUGGUUCGGCCAGGUAGUCUGAACUCCGAAGAACGAUGAUGAGAAUUGAGGUUGAUUGAAGCUUAUUAUUUUUGGCCGGAGAGGAAGGGGAUAGUUGAAAUUAGGUUAGGCUUAUUGAUUCUGGAGAGUCGAGGUCGGCGAACAGAGCAUUUUGGACUCGAGAAGCACCUUUAUUAGAAGCUUCAUCAAGUUUGAGCUCUGAAACGGAAGGUUUGGAUGGUGAUGUUACUAAAGGUUCUGAAAUUAUAGAGAUGAAGCUAUCAAACUUGGAUGAUGAGAUGCACAACCGUGUCACUGGAGAUCCUGAGAAGGACGAGGAUAUUGUGCAGGAAAUAACAGACUCGUAUAUGAGAACAUGUGGGAAAGAACUUCAGAAAAGUGGGUCAAAAAAUCCUAAGAAAAAUAAAGAGGCCUUAAACAUGCAACCGGAUAUUGAGGUUGGUCAGGUCCAAGAUAAUACAUCAAGUACAGGGACUAAUACUAAUGAUAUUACUACACAAGAACUUAGUUGUAAACCACCUCGGAAACCCUCAGUAGACUUAGAAGAUAAAGAUGCAGAUGCAAUUUGUAUGCGUACAAGGGCUCGCUAUUCACUUGCUAAUUUCACACUUGAUGAACUUGAAAAUUUUCUACAAGAAACUGAUGAUGAGGAUGACCUUCAAAAUGUUGAUGAUGAAGAAGAGUACAGAAAAUUUCUUGUUGCAGUGUUGCAGGAUGCAGAUGUUGACAGCAAAAGUCAAGAAAAUGAGACUGUUGAAGAUGAAGAUGAGGACAAUGAUGCUGACUUUGAGAUAGAACUUGAAGAGGCGCUUGAGAGUGAUGUUGAUGAAGUUACAAGAGACUUAACCCAAAAGGAGAAUAACAGAGCUGUAAGACGACCAGAAACUAGACAGAAUAAGCGUUUAAAGGCCUCUGUUCAAAAUAGCAAAAGACAUUUAGGACAGGCCAAGCGGCCAUUGCGACCACUCUUGCCAAUAUUGCCAAAUGAACCUAUAGCUUCUUUUUCCCCUCACGAUGGAAAAACCUUAGCAACUUGGAAUUCUUCUACUUCUCGGUCUUCUGUGAAUCAGGAUAACUUAAUAAAUGGUUUUGCACCAAAUCAAAUUGGUCAAUUAUACUGUUUGAUUCACGAGCAUGUGCAACUUCUUGUUCAAGUAUUUUCAAUAUGUAUAUGUGAUUCUUCACGACAACAUAUUGCCUCCCAGGUACAUGGAUUAAUCUCUGAGAUGCUUCAUAAACGCAAUGAAGUAUUGACAUGGAAAAAGGUUCCAUUUCCUAGCAUUUGCUUUGACCUUCCAUGUGUUUAUUCGCCGAUGCCAGAUGAAGUACCCAAUAGUAGUUUCCAAGUGCAAAGAACAUUAGAAUCAAAUAACUUUUGCAAUGGACAAAUGGUGUGCUCUGCUCAACAAACUUAUCAAAGGGUUGCCUCUCAAACAAGUUACGAUAAAGGGCAUGAUUCUGCUUCUAGUAGACAUAUAGUCGAAGGCUCAAGUUGGGCACCAUUUCUAAGUGGUCCAGUACUAUCUACGCUGGAUGUAGCUCCGCUGAACUUAGCUGGAAGCUAUUUGGAUGAUGUUUACACUGUUAUUCAAGAAUAUCGAAGACGUCGUUUGGAAUCAACAUUAGAUACACCCUUAGAAAGAGAACCACUUUUCCCCCUCCCCAGUCUUCAUGCAUUUCCUGGAGUUAAUUGUGAAGUUACACCUGGAAGCAAUUCCUCAUCUGUCAACACAAUAUCACUUUCUCCCAGUCAACAGCCACCUAAGAAGACAUUGGCAGCUACACUUGUUGAAAGCACCAAGAAGCAGUCUGUUGCCAUGGUUCUAAAGGACAUUGCAAAGUUAGCCCAGCAAUUCUUCCCUUUAUUCAACCCAACAUUAUUUCCUCAUAAGCCACCCCCUGCUGCAGUGGUUAAUCGAGUUCUUUUUACUGAUGCAGAGGAUGAAUUGUUAGCCCUAGGAUUGAUGGAAUAUAAUACAGAUUGGAAGGCUAUUCAACAGCGAUUUCUGCCUUGCAAAUCUAGGCAUCAGAUUUUUGUUAGGCAGAAAAAUCGAUGCUCUUCAAAAGCACCAGAAAAUCCAAUCAAGGCAGUUCGGAAGAUGAAGACAUCACCUUUGACAGUGGAGGAGGUAGCACGCAUUCAGGAGGGGCUUAAAAUUUACAAAUCUGAUUGGAUGUCUGUAUGGAAAUUUGUUGUCCCAUAUAGAGAUCCAUCACUAUUGCCCCGGCAAUGGCGCACUGCCCUUGGAAUUCAGAAGUCUUAUAAACAAGAUCCAGAAAAAAAGGAAAAGCGACGUUUAUAUGAAUCAACAAGAAGAAAACUGAAGGCUGCAAAUCUUUAUUCCGAGUCUGAAAAUACUGGCAGGAUAAAUAACAGUAGAUGUGGGAACGUGGAUAACGAUGGUGCUCCUUUUUUAAAUGCAGCCUUCGUUGCAGAUUGGAGACCAGGUACCUCCAGUGGACUUUCUUGCUCAAAUCCCACUAAUGGUAACCUUCCUUGUGAUAUAAUACCACAAAAGGAUAUCCAAAGCAAAGAACAAUGUAACACAUUCGAAUCUGGAGAUAUACAAACCCAGAAAAAAAAAAAUCAUUGGUUUUCUUCUGGAUCAACAUACUCAGAGCCUCCAGCAUCUAUUUCAACCACAACUGGACAUGCCCCCACUACAAAUGAACAAAAUCUCAGAGUUUCAGAUGUAAAGUCCCCUAUCUACUCUAAGAAUAAUCGGGCUCGUAGAUCUAAUAGUUCACAUUUGGUCAAACUAGCUCCAGACCUUCCACCUGUCAAUCUCCCUCCAUCCGUUCGUGUAGUUCCCCAGUCAUUUUUCAGAGGAUCUCUAUUUGGAGCACCAGAAAAGGCUUUUGUUGCCAAAAGUAAUAAGGAAAUUUCUCAAGUGAUGGAUACAGUUAAUAGCAGGUUGAACAAUAGUAAUUCACCAAACAAUCCAAACAAUCCAAACAAUAUCAUCCCACUGUUGGAAGAUGGUUCUAAAUCAAGUAUGGAAUGCAGAGCUAACAAUGAUAACUCUACUGAAACAGAAAGGGGCACGGAUUCUGAUCUUCAAAUGCAUCCUUUACUUUUCCGGGCCUCGGAUGAUGGAUCUGUGCCUUAUUACCCCUUAAAUUGUAAUUCUAGUACAUCUGACCCUUUCAGUUUCUUCUCAGGAAACCAACCUCAGUUGAAUCUCAGUCUAUUUUAUAAUCCACAGCCAGAGUACCAUGUUGGUUUUGAAAAAUUCAAGUCAAAGAAGUCCACUUCAUCACAUAGUAUUGACUUCCAUCCCCUCCUGCAAAGAACUGAUGAUAUAAAUCAAGCACAGACGGCUGCACCUUCAGAUGCUUUUGUAUCAUGUUCUGGGGGCAGAUCUCCUCAUGCUCACGACAUAUUUGGUGCUGUACAGAACCAAUCUUUGGUUAGUAAUGGACAGCUGACUAAGGCUGCUAAGCCCUCUAAGCGUGGUGAUAAGACUUAUUUGGAUUUAGAGAUGCACCUUAGCUCAACAUCGAACAAAGAUACUGUUCCAAGGAAUAGACUAUUCAGUGCCCAUGAUCAGUUGAAGUCAAUAACUGCUCGAAAGUCAGAAGCAUUAGAGAACCUACAUAACAUUCAUUUGCAUGGAGAAACACGAAGGGCUAAUGAAGCGGGAAAUCUUGUUUCCGAUGCUCAUCCUCUGGUUCUAGCAUCUGUGGACAAUAGCAAUGAUGAUGUGGAUGACCAUUCUCAUCCAGGUAUCAUAAUGGAACAGGAGGAAUUAAGUGACACUGAUGAAGAAGUUGAAGAAAAUGUUGAGUUUGAGUGCGAGGAGAUGGCUGACUCUGAAGGAGAGGAAGAAUCUGACUGUGAACCGAUUACUGAUUUGCAACACGAUUAUUCGAAGUCCAGGCUAAGUGAGUAGCGGAGAAAAUUUUCAUUUCCAUCGUAGAGGAGAACUCAAUAACAGAAACAGUGCCAGUUGGUUUUCCAUUUCUCUCAGAGUUGCUGUAUAUAUUACUGCCGAGCAUUUGUUUGAGAUCUGCUAUACAAUUUUGGAGACAAGAAAGUCAUUUACAAAUCCUGGGUUCAUGUCCAAAUUCCAAGAGGAGGCAAUUAGAUCAUCUUACAGCUUUGAAGAUUUGAAGAAACAAAAUUAUGCUACAGAGUAGCUAAUUAAGUAAGAGGUCCUUGGCACAUUUCCACAACCACCAGUCUUAAUAUGUUGGUCUUUUGACCCUGAUAUGCAUGGGAAGUACACAGUGAAAAGGUUGGUAGCAUAUUAAUUGUUUGAUUUUCUAUAAUUAGCUAGAAAUGAUCCAAACACCUCCUAAAAAUGGUGGCCACUUUUCUGUAAAAUCCAUCAAUUUAUCAGCCAAGCAUGGUAAGACUAGCCCAGCGUUUAUCAACUGCAUUUGGAAGUCCAAAAUUCCUAAGAAAGUUGAAGGUAUUUCUUUGUUUCUCUCUUUAAGGGAAACUUAACGCUUGUGAUAAUAUCCAAAGAAGAAUGCCCAACUAUAUCCACUCUCCAAAUUGGUGUUUAUUGUGUAAAGAGAGCUCCAAGAGUCACGGCCACAUUUAUUUUCCAAUGUCCAGUCGCUAAAGCCUGUUGGGCAAAGCUUUUUCAGUACUUUUGGGUUAAGUUGGUGUUUCCCCGAUCAUAUGAGGACUCCCUUCUCCAGCUCCUUUUUUGCCUUAACUUCAAAAACCAUGCCGGAGGUUUGUGGAUCAAUGCUGUUUCUGCUACCCUUUGGCUUUAUGGUGUCUUUUCAAAAAAAAAAAGAAAAAAAAAAGUUAAAUUAUGAUCCCUUGGCUCUCUGGGCUCUUAGGGGACAUCUCAUCUCCCAUUUUUGUGUAUGGCCUUUUGAUUGAGUACUUCCCAAAAUCUUGGCUGUUGAGUAAGCAUGAUGCUGGUACGAUCUAUACACUUCCCCCUCUAAUUUAGUCCAGAUAGUUUGAACUUGAUAGCGAUUCACUAGGCUAUGAAAAGUAUUUCAUUAAGUUUCCAAACAACUAUGAAAUUGUUUGAUAGCAUUUUAACAUAGCUAUGCAAGCUUUUUUGUAGCAUCUCUAUAAGCUUUGUGGAAAAGCAUGUUACUAACAUGGGAAGUAUGUUUUUAUAUCCUUCUUAUAAAACGAAAAACGUUUUAUGUCCUUUCUUUUACUAACAUGGAAAGCAUGUUACAAUUCUCUGAAAAGAUUUAGGAUUUCUUGAUGCAUCUGCCGUAGCAUUUUGAUUUUUUUUUUCCCAGAAGUUAUCGCAUCUUUCAUCGUAAUAUGCUUCUUUGACAAAUUUUUUUUUUUUUUUUUUCAAAACUAAAAUCGGAAGGUUUUGAUUAUUAAAGUGACUGCUUCCUUUGGUCUCUAACUUCCACUAUCAUCUGUAGGACAUGAAACUUGCUAAUGGAAGAAGAUGAAACAGAUAUCACAGCUAACUUAUAGCCACUCUUAAGCGCAACAUUGCUUAUCUAAAUCAACUGGGAUUCUUUCUUGAAGCUGUCUGGCAAUUCAAGAAUAUUGCAGGUAUCAGUUCAUGGUUACAUUCAAUUCAAAUUCACCAUAUCGUUCCAUGCAUUCAAAUCUCAGUCUCGGUCGUGUAGGACCUUAGAGUACCCCAUUGUAAAAACUCGACCUUCUUAUUGCCUUCGGUCAAUCUUGCAAGAAAAUAAGAACAGGACAGAAGAUUGGAGUUGAUAAGGGUAGCUCAGUAUUUCGAAGUUUAGAAGGUUCAUCUUUGCCUCAUUGCCAUGGCCAAUUUGCUGUCAAAUAUGAACUGAAGUGCGUAAAGAAUUGUACAGUGUCAGGUAACUUUGUUGAUCCAUUUUUGUGGGCUUUUGUAGAGAUGACUAUAGUUAAUUCAUCACUCUAUGAGAUAGGUCAUUAUGAUCAAUCAUUUCUCAAAGAGAAACCCAAUAAAUGACUCUGAAUUUGUUGAUAUUUUGGA